GCAGUUUUGAAUUUUCCAUGUUCUACACGGCGCUGGUGGAUACCACGGAAAUAUGGAAUGUGGAGGGGCGCACGGUGCUCGUCGGCGAGCAAUUGACCCUGUUCGCUCCCACGAACGCGGCCUUCAGCACUGCGCUCAGCGAGGAGGUGAUGACGUGUCUGCAAAACGAGCCCGGUCAGGCGACCCUCGCGAGUUUCUUGAAGUACCUUCAGGUUGUCGUGCCCAUGAAUGCCAGUGUCCGCAGGUGAAAACUCCCAAACAGCUGCUCAAUCUGACUAAGGACGGGUCUCUGUGGACGGUUGGGGGCAAGGGCAUCGCCGUCACUGAGGACGCGGAUGGCUCGAUCAGGCUGACAAGCGACGACGGAGUGGACAGCAUGACAGUCCAGGAAGCCAGACCCACAGACCCCACGGUGACGCUCAUUCCGCUCGAGGACGCCGUCAUCGUCGACGAGGAUGUAGGUAACACGAUCUUGAGCAUGUGUUUUGGUGAGGAGCCGUCCCAGUCGUCCACCGCAGCACCCUCCAGCGUCUCCCUCCCUCCGUCGGAACUGUCUUUCGAAGACUCGCACGCUGCCUCCUCAAAGGAAUCUGCGACGCAAGUGGCUUCCUUCGAAUCUGCAACGCAAGUGGCUUCCUUCAGAAGCCUGUGGGAGCUGCUUUUCUAGGGAGAUUCACAUUCUGUGGACAAGUUUAGUUCACCGAGCUGCAAGUAUGGAAUGCAUUUCGUUAUCGCCAUUUAGAAUAUCAUGUUUCAUUCGACAUUUCGUGACCAAAAAUAAAUGCAUAAAUAUUCG
This is a messenger RNA of Chara braunii, 796 nucleotides long. Lineage: Eukaryota; Viridiplantae; Streptophyta; Charophyceae; Charales; Characeae. The record is from the annotation of a GenBank genome assembly.